Molecule: messenger RNA, 1098 nt
Organism: Penicillium concentricum
Lineage: Eukaryota; Fungi; Ascomycota; Eurotiomycetes; Eurotiales; Aspergillaceae
Exons: 6
Coding region: 1-1098 (365 amino acids)
Source: RefSeq, a predicted model, not a curated record
AUGGCCUAUAACGUUACAACAGAGUUGUUCGCAGAAUGGGCUAUAGGGAUGGUUAUCAUUGCAAUUCGCAUAUAUGCGCGGUGGAAACUUGGAAAGGGCAAGUUCUACUGGGAUGACCUUUGUCUAGGAUUUGCUACGAUAUUUUGGACAAUGCACACCGUCUUCCUUUACCUCUGUAAUGAUGUAUAUGGGUCGAAUAUUGGUCUUGACGAGAAAAUGGCGAUGGAGGUUCCCGACAGCCAAGUCGCAGCCCUACGAAUCGGAUCGAUCGACGCAUUUGUUGCCUGGAUCUCUUAUGUCUGCAUGGUGUGGUCAUUUAAAGGGGUGUUGAUGUUUCUCUAUAACAGAUUGACACUGGGUCUCUGGCAACACCGCUUGACUAUGAUAGUUGGAGUGUUUUGUGUCUGCACAUUCAUCGCGUCAUUAUUUUUCCACAUCUUUAUUUGCAAACCAGUACACAAGAGUUGGCAAAUCAAGCCAUAUGCUGGAGAUAACUGUACUAUACGCCCCUUGAACUAUAUCGUCAUCGAGACACUCAGCAUCACGACCGAUAUUGCGAUCCUAACCAUUCCCAUUCCCCUCGUCAUAGCAGCUCGCAUCCCACUCACCCAAAAACUCCUCCUCUGCCUCCUCUUCUCAUCCGGAAUCUUCGUCAUGAUUGCCGCCUUCCUCCGCGCCUACUACUCGGUCAAGGACAUCUCCGAGCUAUCAACCGCCCUAGGCUGGGCCUCCCGCGAAGCCCUUGUCUCUGUGAUAACAAUCUGCGCCCCGGGAAUUAAGCCGCUUAUUAGCAGCUCGCGCUGGUUCUCGUCAAAGAGCAGCUCGAUUACUACUAGUCAGACGCCGAAACGAAACAGUCUGUUCACUUCGUCGAGAAGUCAGGGUGGGGAUGUGUAUAAUAGACAUCCAUAUGAGCUGUCCUCGUUGGGUUGGGGGAAGUCGCGGCGAGAUUCGACGGGUGAGAGCCAGCAGCAUAUUGUUUUUGAUAGGAGAGGGAGUGGAGCUGACUCGGUAGAGAAUUACAAAGAAGGAAUUGUCGUCACUACUGAUGUUACUUUCUCUGAGGAACCAUGUUCUCGAAAUCAGGGGCAUCCUUGA